UCCAAAUUUUGAAGUGAAAUUUCCUCAACCUUAGUCACAUUUGCUCAAUUCAUUUGAUGAGUUUCUAGGAAAUUUCCUCAUGGUGUUAACUCUCCAUUCUGUAAUUCUGUUCAAUGUAUAUAAAUAUCACUUCACAAUAAACACAAGAAAAUCAUCAAAACAUUAAGCUCAGAAUAAUGUGGCAUUGCUCUUUCUCUUCCCUCUCACUUUGCUGCUUAUUCUUACUAUUAACAAUAAUUCCUACACACUGUUACCUGAUUUCCCCACCAUUGUUAGACUUGAUCAACUCAACCUGCAAAGAAUGCUCAGAUAAGUCAGCAAACAUAAACUACAACUUCUGUGUUACUUCACUCCAAGCAAUUCCUAUAACUCAUGUUACCAACUUACAAGGAGUAGGAAUUGUAGCAAUGGAGCUGGCUCUAGAAAAUGCUACCAACACGAUUUCAAGCAUUGAGAAGAUGCUCAGUAGCAAAGAGUUUGAUCCUUUUGCUAUGAACUGUUUAAGAGAUUGCUUGGAACUUUAUGCAGAUGCUAUUACCCUGCUGGUUGAUGCUUUUGUCGCGUUCUUGGCUGAGCAUUUUGAUAUAGCUACUGUACUAAUGAGGACAGUUAUGGAUGCGACAUCAACAUGUGAUGAAGAGUUCACUGAGAAGAAAGGAGAGUUGACACUACUAGCAAAGGAGAAUUACAAUCUCUUCCAAUUGAGUGACAUCUCCUCAUGCAUCAUUAAACAAGUUUCCUCUGUUCCUUCUCAGCUAACUAAUGUAUCUUCUUAAGAUGCAGCUAUAAAUUGUGUACUGAAUGGGACAUCAAAGGGUUGCUAAA
Molecule: messenger RNA, 825 nt
Organism: Solanum tuberosum (potato)
Lineage: Eukaryota; Viridiplantae; Streptophyta; Magnoliopsida; Solanales; Solanaceae
Product: putative invertase inhibitor
Exons: 1
Coding region: 177-776 (199 amino acids)
Molecular function (GO): enzyme inhibitor activity
Source: RefSeq, a predicted model, not a curated record